AUUAAAAAUCGCAGAGCUGGCAAGACUCGCAACAGCUGUAAAGUAAAUAAAAUUUCGAGUUCGAUUCGCUGAAAAACAUUUCCAUUGAGCUGCAAUUGUUCGAAUCACAGAUUUGUGGACGUCGUUUUGGUGCUCCCUGCAUGGGCGAAGAUGUGUUUCUUUUGAUGCCUACGGAUUCGCAGCUGUUUGCUCUGGUUGUCACGAUCUAGAUAAAGCAGGACUUUCGUCAUACAAUAAUUGACUAUCUAACCUAGUGAUUUUUUUUUAUCAUGGAAGACCAUGAGUGGUUGAUAGAGCUGGAAUCGGCUUUGCUUGACGACUGUACGGUUGAUGAUAUCUACGCGAUAUGUCAGGGCAAAUCGAUUCCCGAAGCGCUUCGGCCAGAUGUGUGGCAAGUCUGCCUGAACGUGAGAAACAGUAUGGAUCAGCUGGCUCAGUUCAACGAGAUCUUUGAUUUGCCGUUUCAAAACCAGCUCCGCCAGGAUUGUCACAGUUUUGUCGAUAAACUGGGAAACGAUGAAGAGGAUAAAGUUGCAGUGGUAGCAGAUUUGGAGUCGAUUCUGACAUUCUACUGUAAGAAUAGAAACCUGGUUUAUGAAUCGAACAAUGGAUGGAUUGAGCUGCUGCUGCCGCUCUUAUCGCUGAAAUUGAUUCGCUCCGAUACUUACAAUCUUUUCGAGGCGAUCCGCGACACUUACAUUCCGAAGGGAGGCUUCAAAAAUGGGAAUGUUUUCCACAUUUUUAGGCUGUUGAUGCAGUACCACGAUCCGGAGCUUUGUUCGAUACUAGACACGAAACGGGUAACUCCGGACACGUACACUCUGAGUUGGUUUCAGACUUUGUUCGCUUCUACAUGUACUCUGGAAGUGACAUUGUCCAUGUGGGAUCUAUACCUGCAACAGUCGGAUCCAUUCUUGGUGUUUUUCUUGGGUCUGAUAGUGUUGAUUAAUGAGAGAGAUCAGAUCAUCGAAAUGAAGAGUGCUUCCAAAGAGGUACUUACCAACUUUCUAGUCCAUAUGCCGUGUAAUAUCGACGCAGAAGAUGUGUUGGACUUUUGCUCGCUGGCGCAGUACUAUUCGAUGAAGACCCCAGCUUCAUUCAAGCGUGAAUUUCUGAAACUGCUCUUCGGAACCCAGAGCAGCAGUCCUUUGGAGAACGUUUUAUCACAAGCGCUUUGUCUACCGAUUUCUGUGGAUGAACUUGUCGAGAAUGCCUCUCUCGAUAGCAGCCACCCGGAUGGAGUAAAAUUCUUCCUAGUUGACUGUCGACCAGCUGAACAGUAUAACGCUGGUCAUCUGUGCACGGCGUUCCACUUGGAUAGCAAUCUAAUGCUUCAGGAACCAGUGGCAUUCCAAACUGCGGUACAGGGUCUUUUGAGGUCCCAAAGGAAUGCGAUCGAAGCAAACUCGAAUGCUGGCGGCGAACACUUAUGUUUCCUUGGUUCUGGUCGGCUGGAGGAGGAUCAGUACACCCACAUGGUUGUGGCAUCAUUUCUACAGAAGAGUACAAAAUUCGUUUCACUGCUCACUGGAGGGUACGAGGCAAUUCACGAAUAUUUUGGAAAUAAUAUGAUCGAUUGCCUGGAAGACCAUGAUCCUUACAAGUGUUUGGUUUGUGCUAAAAAUGAGCUCGAGUAUGGUCCACGCAACAACAACAGCAAUCAUGGAAGUCUAAACCGUGCAGCGAAUCGUCGAAACAACAAUAUUACUGCGCAAGGGCCUGAACGAAAAUCUACCAUUGAUCUGUUCAGCAAGCUAUCAUCGGUGAUGAAAUCAAAAUCUGCCGAGGUUAAAGGAAAACUUAUCGAUUACAUCUCCAACCCGAACCAAUCAGUUCCAGCAGCGGACAGACACGUAUCGAGAAAUGAACGCGUCGGGAAGCGAUAUCGUGACGUUGCUCCAGUAUUCAGUAUUGGCGAAGAUCAGGACGACGAAUGUCUGUCUCCGUUCAGUGAUGCCUCGGUGUCCCAAAAUGCGGCCAACCUGGACAUUUCAGACGAAUUUGUCUCGAUCCAGGAAUAUCUUAAGAAUCCGGACAUAAUUCGUUACUUCAAGUGCCAAGAAGUUCAUCUAAACGGUUACAUGUACGACAGUUACCUGUUGGUCACCCCAUCCCAUAUAAUUGUGCUGCGGGAGCUCGAGCGCAAGGACACCGCUCGGGUCAUCGUUCGUCGCGUGCUGGAAAGUAUUGUUAAGAUAACCGCCAAAAAGCGCCACAGAGAUUUGAUCACCUUCAAGUACGGUUACCCGGAGGAAGACAACCUGGUGGUCACCGACAUGGAUCGAUUCCUCAUCCCUAACGCCAGCGAAGCAACAGCACUGAUAUCAAAGCAUAUCAUGAAGCAAAUCUAAACCUAAGCGCCGGAUUGGGCCCCGAAUUGAUGUAAUCACACCCCUUCCUCCCCCUGUAGAGAAACAGUUCUAGUUACCCGUCCGUAGCUGCGCGGAAGAGCACCAAAUUGUUAUCGCUUGAAGAUCUCCCCGAAGCACAUGCAUUCUCUCGCUCAGCCCUUAGCGAGAAGUUCUCCAACGAAAGUUAAAUAGAAUAUAAAUUCAAUACAAGAGAGCAAGCAAGCAAGCAUUUUAGAAAAAAGAAACCCCUCACUGGGUGUCAAGUUUUAGAUCAAUUGAUAAUAAAUCGUGUGUUUGAAGGUGCAAUCACUCUAGAAAUUA
This is a messenger RNA of Toxorhynchites rutilus septentrionalis, 2672 nucleotides long. RefSeq names its product TBC1 domain family member 23 (gene TBC1D23). Bases 270 to 2351 code for a protein of 693 amino acids. The transcript has 2 exons. The record is from RefSeq and is a predicted model, not a curated record. NCBI's taxonomy places the organism in Eukaryota, Metazoa, Arthropoda, Insecta, Diptera, Culicidae. Gene Ontology annotation, biological process: retrograde transport, endosome to Golgi. Gene Ontology annotation, cellular component: trans-Golgi network.